Molecule: messenger RNA, 288 nt
Organism: Gongylonema pulchrum
Lineage: Eukaryota; Metazoa; Nematoda; Chromadorea; Rhabditida; Gongylonematidae
Source: the annotation of a GenBank genome assembly
AUGAUAUCGUAUCUGUUGAAUGGUAAUUAUCCGGGCGCAGAUAUUGGCCCUGAGCCAACAACAGAUAUUUUUGCUCAUGUCGACUACAGCGAAAAAACGCAGACUGUAUCAGGAGUAACGUUGGCUUCUGACAAUACCUAUCAGUUUCAGUCGCUGAGCAUGUUUGGCGAUGUAUUUCUGAACAAGUUAAGGGCUACGCGCUUCAAGUCACCGCUGUUGAAGUAUGUAUCGAUAAUUGAUACUCCAGGAAUCCUGACCGGCGAUAAACAAGUCUUUUUUUCGAACUGA